CCAUUUGGCCUGAGAGACUGAUUUAUAAUUUACAGAGGCUGAGGGAUGAAGGGAAAACCAGCAGUCAGUCAGCUUUCAUGUUGGAGAGGCCAAGUAUGUGUGUGUGUGUGUGUGUGUGUGUGUGUGUGUGUGUGUGUGUGUGUGUGUGUUUGAGAGACAGGUAAAAGGAUGCACAAGUGGAACAGAGACAUGACCCUGGGCGGCUCCAUGGUAACAGUAGAGCGUAGCAUCCACUGACUUUGCUCAGAGAAAUUAAAAGGGAAAAUCACGCAGCAGUGUUAACAGCAUCUUGUCUGGGAUCAUGUCUCAGCCCACGCCUGAGCUCCCACUCGUCUCAGAUACCUCCUGUUGGAGCACCAACACCAAAAUGGAGACAGAAAUCAGCGGUAGACUUUACAUGAGUGCCAGUGGGUCAGAAGGAGAGAAGUGUGUGCCGUGUCCUCUCCGUCCUGCCCCUCUGUUCCGUUCCAUCGGGCCGACAGGAUUAUCAGCCAGCCUUCCGCCUCACCGCCGCUUACGCUCCAUCUUACACAGAGCGCGAGCUGUGCGCCCGGAUAACGCUAACGAGAGCAGCAUGGUUCGAGGUGGAGAAAAUGCUAACGCAGUUGUUUCUCAAGCUACGGACAGACGACUUCCUUUCAAAGACUUCCUGCCUGAUAUCACGACUCCGAAACUCUGUCCAUCACCAAGAGACACAAACCAAGAGACAAGAGGAAGCCACUCGAUUGAAGACACACAAACCUUCUUCAGCUUGCAGUCCCCCAACAACCAUCUCGCAUGUCCAUUUCAGAGGCGCCACAGCAUGGGACAGCAAGAUCCUCCAUCGAAGACUUUCACUAGUCGGAGGACCAUCGUGUUUCCUCUCACACAGAGGGACACAAGCACCGAGACACUGGCGGGUACAAACAGGAAGAGAUGGAGCACAAAGAUCAGACAGAUCCUGACCGCUGAGAAAGGCAGUGAUGAGCAGGACAUCAGCGAGCGCUUUCACAGCCUGGUCCUAACAGAUGAUCGCCCGUCUGCCAGCAAGAACCUGGAAGGUUCUCCAAAGUCAGACAGAAGUGAACCCGAGAGCGAGUGUGAAGUAAAGGGGGUGUGGCCCAGCCGAAGAGACCGACGCCCACAUUUCCUGCCUCCAAUAUCGCAUUCGGGAUGUCUGUUAGACGUACCAUUCGCCCUUCCGGAGAAUUCCCCUCCUCCUUCUCCCAGCAGCAUCUUCAGCACUCCUUUUUUCCCUCUCAGUGUCCCCGUCCGUCCCCAACGUAAACACAGAGACACCCGAGAUGCUGAGUCCAGCGCAGGUCCAAAGCAUUCUUUUUACUUUUAGAUUCUGUUAUGCUUCUGAACAGGCACUGAAUUUAAACAUCAGUAAGCUCCCUAUCCAGAGCGACUUUCAUCUCAUAGUAGGAAUUUAUCUCAUUCCUACCUCUCAGCAGAUAUAGGGGCCUUGCUUAGGGGCCCAGGACUGAGAGCUUGGUGUGGCUGGGAUUCAAACUCAUGACCUUCAGAUCCAAAUUUCAAUGCUUUAAGCACCAC
Messenger RNA from Silurus meridionalis, 1536 nucleotides. RefSeq lists its product as uncharacterized. The transcript is spliced from 2 exons. The record is from RefSeq and is a predicted model, not a curated record. Lineage: Eukaryota; Metazoa; Chordata; Actinopteri; Siluriformes; Siluridae. The coding region runs from base 302 to 1327 and encodes 341 amino acids.